Molecule: messenger RNA, 348 nt
Organism: Paramuricea clavata
Lineage: Eukaryota; Metazoa; Cnidaria; Anthozoa; Malacalcyonacea; Plexauridae
Source: the annotation of a GenBank genome assembly
AUGGACAGAAACAUUCUUGUGAAUGACAUUGGUAAAUUUUUUGUUCAUAAGAUUAUCAAGGUUCGUACUGAAACUGACUCAACUGGUGUUGAUGAGAUAGAUAGAGCACUGGUUCCAACUAAUCCGCAGAUAGACAAUGAAAUACAGGUCAUGGAAUCUUUUCAAUUACUAGAUGAGAAGGAUGUUUCUACUCUGAUUCGAAAAUCAGCUAAAAAAACAUGUAAAUCGGAUCCAAUGCCUACUUCAUUAAUUAUCGAUUGUCUGGAUGUUUUGCUCCCUUUUAUCACAAAAAUGGUUAAUGUGUCAUUAACAACAGGUCAUUUCCCAAAUGCAUGGAAAGAAGCUCUU